Molecule: messenger RNA, 609 nt
Organism: Galleria mellonella (greater wax moth)
Lineage: Eukaryota; Metazoa; Arthropoda; Insecta; Lepidoptera; Pyralidae
Product: spidroin-1-like
Exons: 2
Coding region: 1-609 (202 amino acids)
Source: RefSeq, a predicted model, not a curated record
AUGGUGGUGCGUCGUGGUGGUGCGCGGCGGGCGGGCGGCCGGCGGCUAGCGGUACAUGGCGACGUCGGGGCUGCGGUAGAAGCACAUGUAGCCGUCGGCCAGCAGGCGGCGCGCGUGCGCGAGCUGGCGCGCGGCGGGCGCGGCGGCCGGCGGUCGGUACAUGGCGACGUCGGGGCUGCGGUAGAAGCACAUGUAGCCGUCGGCCAGCAGGCGGCGCGCGUGCGCGGGCAGCUGGCGCGCGGCGGGCGCGGCGGCCGGCGGCUAGCGGUACAUGGCGACGUCGGGGCUGCGGUAGAAGCACAUGUAGCCGUCGGCCAGCAGGCGGCGCGCGUGCGCGGGCAGCUGGCGCGCGGCGGGCGCGGCGGCCGGCGGCUAGCGGUACAUGGCGACGUCGGGGCUGCGGUAGAAGCACAUGUAGCCGUCGGCCAGCAGGCGGCGCGCGUGCGCGGGCAGCUGGCGCGCGGCGGGCGCGGCGGCCGGCGGCUAGCGGUACAUGGCGACGUCGGGGCUGCGGUAGAAGCACAUGUAGCCGUCGGCCAGCAGGCGGCGCGCGUGCGCGGGCAGCUGGCGCGCGGCGGGCGCGGCGGCCGGCGGCUAGCGCACAUGUAG